Messenger RNA from Falco peregrinus (peregrine falcon), 6673 nucleotides. RefSeq lists its product as uncharacterized. Bases 135 to 2816 code for a protein of 893 amino acids. The record is from RefSeq and is a predicted model, not a curated record. The transcript has 4 exons. Lineage: Eukaryota; Metazoa; Chordata; Aves; Falconiformes; Falconidae. Gene Ontology annotation, molecular function: protein binding; calcium ion binding.
GGGACGGGGUGGGCUUGCCGGCCGCUCUGCGCGCCCCGGGCUCGGGGCGGGGGGAGCGGCGGGCUCGGGCCGCCCCGCAGAGGGGCAGACCCCUGACCCGCCGCCGCCUCUCCUCUCUUGCAGGGCAGCCGGAGAUGCCGGGGAGACGGCUGUGGUGGGCGCGCUGCUGGCUCGGCGUCUGCCUCUCGCUGCUGGGCGCGGGGGGCGCCGCCGCCGAGCCCUGCCGGGCCCCCCCCUGCGGCGGCGGCGAGGCGCCCCCGCCACCCUGCCGCGGGGCCCGCUGCGUCGGGCGGGCCGGCCGCCCCGCGCGCUCCUUCCUGCACACCGCCACGCCGCUGCGCCCGCCGCAGGGCAAGGCGCCGCCCGCCGCCCCUCACGCCGCCCCGCCGCCCGCCGGCGCCACGCACCCCGCCGCCAGGGGGGGCGCGCCCGAGGCCUGCCCCGGCGGGGACUGCGCCGCCAACGGCACCCGCCGCGACUGCCAGGGCCUGGAGUGCCGGCUGCCGCCCCGCCUGCGCCCGCGGCCCCGCGGCCCGGGCUGCGCCGCCCCCGCCGAGGGCUGCCCCGAGCCCGCCCUGCUGCGCGCCGCCGACAGAGCCGCCCAGUUCGCGGGGGACGACUUCGCCUACGCCGCGCCCGAGCGGGGCGGCGGCGCCCUGGGGGUGCAGCUCACCUGCGACGUCAAGCCAGGAGAAAAUGAAGUUCCAUCUGAAGAUGCCCUAAUACUACAGCUGCACCUUGCAAAAGGGCAUGAGAAAUUUACUGAAAUGCUAAAAAGCCAACAACAGAUCAUUGUCGAUUUGCAGCAAAAACUUGCUGAACAGCAGCACAUAUUGGUUAGCCAGCAACGUGAGAUUCUCGAACAGCAAAGAAAAAUGUAUGAGCAAAUGGACCUGAUCAAAGUCCAGUAUGGUAUGCUUUUUGAUACAGUGAAGCAAAUGUCAUUUCAGAGUUUGCAAGAAGAUAUUCAAAACUAUUUUGAAAGUCAUCUUCAAGGACUUCAGAAUCAGGUCAGAAAUCAUCUCCAAAAGUCAUACUCUGUGCAUAAAGUAGAAGUGGAUGCAAAAGUGAUUAACGUUGGGGAGUCUUUGCUGGACUGUGGCCUUUGUGAAAGCGAUGAAUUUUGCAACUUCCAAAAGACACCUUCACAAUGUGAAAAAUGCACAUUGUGUCCUGCUGGUUUUUUCCAAAUGGCUGAGUGUUCUGCAAACUCUGAUCGGAUUUGCCAGGACAGAGAUGAAUGCACUGAAUCUCCAAGCAUUUGUGGCGAGAGGAUAAAGUGCCUGAAUACUCCAGGUGGUUUCCGAUGCCUUGGAAUUGCUGAGAAAGAUGCAGCUUUGGGAAUGUGUGGAGAGGAAUAUUUCUUUAAUAAGGAAAUGCAGGAAUGCCAAGCGUGUUUAAAAUGUGAAGAUGGAGUUGUGGCCAUGCCUUGUUCCACUGUCAGUGACACGGUUUGUUCAGCAACUAGUGAAAACAAGCUCUCAGAGUCUUGGGCUGCAAACAUCAUUCUACCUCCUGUAAAGUCUGGUGUCUCUCAGGUCUACUCUGGCUUGGACUUGAAGAUAAAGGGAAGGUUUCCGUGUGAAAUCCUAUCUGUUGAAGAUAACAGCCUGGUAUUCAGGCAGCAUGGUCUGUUGUGGACUGACCUCAAUUUUGCAGUAAAGCACAACUGCAGGAAUUUUUUGCAACUUUCCUUAAAGCUCAAUGGCAGUGAGGAAGGCUACGAACUGAGCGGUGUUCGCAUUGAACAGCCAGAAGGGAAGUAUUACCAGAGCACUAGUUUAAGCAGUGCUGCUGAAGUGGAGCCCAGCCAAACUCUUUCUGUGUAUUUGAGGAGCCCAAAUCAAUUCUGCAAUCAAAGUAAAGACUUAAAUAUUUAUGAUCUUAAUACCCCACUCAGUUUGUUUUGGUUGUCCCACGACACAGGUGCUGUGGCACUCAGUGCACAGAUGUCAACAGCAAUGCAUUACCAAACCAACUAUCGACCUGCCUUUAAAAUAAUAUCUGUUUCUGACCCUUACAUGCUAAGUUUAUCUCAUGAUGGCAGAGCUAUAAAGUUCACUGAAACCGGUGUUGUCAAAUUUGUGUUCCACCAAGCAUUGUAUUCCAUGGGUCAUACAUGUGUCCGGGAGGGCUUCUCCUUAAUUUCUUACAUCAAUAGGAACGGUACCAACAGAGAAUUAAUUAAUGUAUUUAAAUCUGGGGUAAAUUACAGAGACACAUCAAUAUCUGCUUCUGGGGCUACAAAAGUUGGGGCUGGAGAUCUCAUAAGCUUUGAGAUACUUUCUCCUGCACAGUGUAAUGUUCGGUAUUUUGGAGAUAGUUCUGGAAUCAGUAUGUUUAGCCUCAUCUGGAUCCCUUCAGCAGUUUCUAGUGCCAUAUCAGCCACAGUUUCUGUUACAGGUCUGCCUACUGGAGCUGUGAGAAACAAAUUACUGGAUUUCACCCAGGUCUCAUCCAAUGAGAAGCAGAUACAGCUGGUUUCUUCUGGACAGCUUGCUCAGAAGUAUUUCAUUUUCACUGAGAAGGGAGUUGCCAGCCUUGCAUUUAACUUAAAGUUAAUCCACUCGUGCAAUGUGCUCAAAAUGACUCUCAAUCAGUUGACCAUGGAUCACAUGCAACCCACAGCAAUUGCUCAGCAGAUUGGAGGUCAGAUGCCAGAGGGAAGCAUAUGGACCAGUGUGUCCCUCCGUGCAUCUUUUGAAGUACGUAAUGGAACACUAAUAUCAGUUUCUCUUGACUGUGUGCGUGGAAGGAUCAAUCAGAUCACUCAUGAACAUGGAACCAGUAUAUCUAUUUUAUGGAUUUCCUCUUAAUUUCUGUACAGUGAAGUUAGCACAGAAUUGGGGUUUAAAUUGUAUUUGGAUUAUACUCUGAUUCUGUACAUAUUUGACACCUUAUAUGUGUUGACAUGAGCACAUUGUCCCACUAAAAUGGUCUCAGUUAUAGGAAUAUUUAAAUAUAAUCUUAAUUGAAACAUCAGUAUUUAAAGAAAAAAGGGCUUUCGGUGUUCCAAUAUUUUACUUCUGUUAACAUCUUCAGGCAGGGGAACCUUGAAUUCAGAUCAAACGGUUUUAUUUUUAAUAAAGCAGUCUCUUCAAAUUGCUUAUUUCUGGACCACAAAAAAUUGCAGGUGAGGGUAAACACAUACCUUUUAGUACUGCAACUGAAAGCAGCAUGGCCACAUAAAGGAAGCCUGCUUUCAGUUUCUUCACUGGAACAGGCUAAUAACAAGACUAGAAGCACUUUGAGGCUAAGUUGUCUAGAUCUUGUAAAAUAUUGUGCUUUCUAUAAAUGGGGAGAACAUGCCUCAAACUAGAGGUGCUAAUAUGGUAACACUGGAGUAUACAUGCUUAAUAUUAUGGAAGUGUACCUGGGUCAAAGAUAGAACACUUCUUACAACAAACCCCAUGGAAACUAAUAACUGUUGUAAAUUAAUUUGGAAAUAAUCUACAUUUAAAUAAUUUGGGAAGGCUUUUUCCCCUUUUAGUUUUGCCUGUGAAGAGUUGCAGGUGAGAAGGAAGGCUAGGAGACAAGAAAUGAGUAUUAAAAGAACAUCUUGAAAAUGAGACUUUUGGAAACGAAACAAAUUUUUAUUCCAUUCCUUAUAAAUGACAAAAUAUUUUUCUGACCAAAAAGGAACACCAUUCACAAGCAUAUUUAUUUUGCCCAACAGGUACUUAAUUUUAAAAGAUUUUUUUUUGGUCUUAUUACAUCACUCAGUUUAUUCAAUGAAAUGGCAUAUUCAGGGACGCUGAAUUUUGUUUUGUUCCAACUCUUCCAUCAAACUAUUCAUUCUUUUUCUAAUCUAUAUAGAGUGUUUUCUCUUAUUUUCUCCUUUCUCCUCCACAAAUACUGCUUCACUUUCCUUUCUCAUUUAUUUUGUUAGGAGUAAAUGGUAUGCCCUGUCAUGUAGCCCUCAACUCCUUCCAGCCUUCUUAUACAUAGAUGUAUGUAUGUCACAUAUAUAAUUAUAGAAGUGGGACGUUUAUAACGCACUUGCAGGCUGUCUUACAUUAACCUUGCUGAAAGAAGGAAUAUUAUGCACAGUACAACUUUAAUGUAGGUGACUGUCUGAGUAUGUAUAUCUGAAAUAUAUGUACUUUCCUAUGCUCUUCACCUGUUUUGGAGUUUGUCACGCUGUUUUACUGUACAGUCUCCUCCUAUAAUUUUCUGUAAAAGAAUGAACCCAAGUGCAAGACUUCUGUAUGGUGGUUCUGCUUUUACUUGUAACUUUAUAACUGUGUCCUAAACUAUUAUUUUUCCAUCGUCUUUUUUUUCUUCAAGGUUAUACUCAAAGAUGCAUGCUUAGGACAAAUUGUUCUCUUGGUUCAAAUAGAGUUUUUCUUGCUUUCAGCUGCAAAGUCUAAGUAGUCCAUCACAAGAUACCUCAUUGAGCCAGAAUAAGUUCCACAGUAAGUUCAAUCCUGCUGCCCACCCUUGAUGUUUGUGACACACAUCUCGGUGCCUGUGUUCAGCCAGACUGUCAUUCAUUCUCGCAGGGUCACAAGGAAGGAUGAAUUAAAGCUAAUGUUAAAGGUGUUCAACACUUGCAAAAUACUGUUAUUGUUACAGAGGAUAUUUUUUCUUAGAGAAAGACUUCUGGAAUGAGAAGCGUGUAUAUCUGUUAUAUACAGAAGAACUGCAUUACCUAGGAGCAGAGCAGUUUUUCUGGAUGCUUCACUCUGGAAGUCUACUGAGACUGAACAAAGAUGAAAUGCCACAGCAGUUAAAGUUUUCUGAUACGUCCAUCUGCUUUCUGCAGAAGGAUGCACAUGAUGUAAGAGGAGCUCUGCAGAAAGCAGAUCCGGGGUAUUUCUAAGGUAAGAUUUCAGGGGAAGAUAAUGUUGGAGAAGGCUCAAAAUGAUACUCUUAGGAUUUUAAAGGCAGCUAAGAAAGUCACCUUCUCACAGACAUAACCCCUUUUUUCCCUGUGUUGUUUUGUGCUAUGCAGUUGUGUUAAAGGCUGCUACUUCCCAGUAUAAAGAGUCAUUCUAGAUUUAAACCUCUGUGGCAGGUAACAGAUAUCAGAAUCUGAUGUUAGACAUAAUCUGGUACAUCUUCAGCAAAGUGCAGGUGUUAUUUGAAUAUAAUAAACAUUUGCCUAUAUAUAGCAUGUAGCAAAUCUAAUGACAUUAUUUCUGUGAGUAUGCUUUAUUUGAGUGAGAUUGUGUUACCAGUGGAAUUGCCUGAAUAUGGAAAGACUGAUGCUCAAAUUCAGUAAUAUGCACAUUGGCGGUACUUGCAUUUAAAGGCACCAUUAUUAAAGGAUGGAGAAACUACCAGGGAGGUACAAGUGAACAUUAUUACAGCUAAGAGAGAUUUCAGAGUAUGAAUUCUUCAACGUAGUAAAUCUUCUUGGAGGAUUCUGGGGUGAAUGCCUAUAACUGCCCUUAAAUUCAGAAUAGAUUUUUAGAUGCGCAGUAGCAGAAAUGCAGUAUUUUGCAUCCAUGUGGUGGUUAUAAUGCAUCUAAUACUGUUUUGCUAAUGUCUGUGAUAAGGUACUUGUGAUGAAAAAAUUCUUACUAAAUAUGUAGUAUUAAUUGCAACUUACAGCAAGUUUAGCCUGAUUUCAAGCAAGAAAAGGCCAAUCGUUUGAACUUCUUUUACAUCUCUCCCUUUCAGGGGAAAAAAAAGCCUGAAUCCAUACUUCAGGCCACUCACUGACCUUGGCCGUAGUAACAUGAAUUUGGAGUGAGUGUGUUGGAAUCUGUGGAUUUAUGAUAGCCUAAUUAAUGGCAUAGUAUAUAGCCUUUGCAUCUAUGAAAAUGAUAUAUAUUGCUUCAUACCAUGCAACAUUAAGUGGUGCACUAUGAUCCUAAAUAAGAUGAAGUUGAACAGGAAUCAGACAAUGUACAAUGAAUGCUAAUUUCAUGGCAAUUACCCCUUUUGCUAUAAUAAAUUGCAUGUUUUAUUGACAGAUAUCUUAAUUAUAUUUACAACAUCUGAACUUUUUUAUUCUUUUUUUUGCAUAUGGUUUCUUUCUAUUAGUAGCACAAUAUAAUACUGUGAAGUACAGAAUUAAUUUAAAAACUUUUUCUUUUGCAUCUUUUGAUACCACAUUCAUGAAUAUGCUUAAAAUAGCUGGAGACAGUCUCUCCAAUCCUUUCUGCCAGAGAGUGUGUCUAAUGGAGGUAUUAAUGGAGUAACAGAGUAAGUAUGAGCCUGGCAGAAUCCAGCUGUGCAGAAAGAGUUGAAGUUAAUACAUCCAGGAAGACAGGUGGUUAUUUCACUAAUAACCAACAGGUUGUUAUAGAAAACUUGACCGUUACAGAAGGAAAAUAAUUUAGGUUGUAUAGUCCUGCUCCUCAUGCAAGAGGAAAAAGGAUUUUGCUUACAAAAACCUGCAUUGUUUUAUAUUGUGAAACAUUUUGCAAGUUCAAAGAUUUUACCUGAAUAUUUUUUAUUACCUAUACAAAUUUUUUAUGCUUUCUAUGAAGUCAAAACUGGGCAGAAUAUGGUAAGUCUAUUUUAAUAUUGUGGGCUCUUCCUCUGUUUUGUGUUCUGCAGAUUGCAAUACACUAUGAAAAUGCCACUAGUUUCAAGUGGUGAUUUUUUAAUGAAAUUUCUUACUUUGAAAUAUUACCUUGUUUUAAAAAUACUGGUUAGAUGUUUGCCUCUGUUAAUAUUAUAUUGUAAUACGUUUUAAGAGAACUUCACUGAAAUAAACCAA